Molecule: messenger RNA, 6883 nt
Organism: Penaeus vannamei (Pacific white shrimp)
Lineage: Eukaryota; Metazoa; Arthropoda; Malacostraca; Decapoda; Penaeidae
Source: RefSeq, a predicted model, not a curated record
GAGAAUUUCAAGUAUGGGAAUGUAACCCUCAUGAUUCUACCUGAAGCAGAAGAACCCAAGAAGAGAAUUUAUGACCUUAACUAUGAAUACGACAACCAGUUCUACCUGAAUGGUCAGUUUGAUGAGUGGAGAGUCUCAACCAGAUGGGAUUUCACCGGAGACCAAAUACCAGCAUCAUCUGGAAAUAUCAGAAUUCAAACCAACUUCCCAGAGUAUGAAUUGAUUGAUGGAUACUGGGAAAUCCACCAGAAAGACAGCAUACAUUCCUUACAAUUUAAGGUCGACAUGAAACAAAAGGGAGUAAUAUUUCUUUCCUCGGGCUUUGAUAAUCAUCCUAGAGGUACUUCUGCCCCCUGGAAGGGCGUUAAACUAGACCUGCUCUUUGAUUCUCCAUUCACACUGACCCAUACUCUCCGCGCGCAAUACCAAACCAACCCGCUUAGAGCGUCAGCCACCUACAAACACGGCUUUGACACAUUCCAGGUUGACUUCACAACUAAUUUCCAGAACAACGAGGGCACGGUUGGGUUGACUGGUAACAUCCCCGUGCCAGGAAUCUCAGUCUUCAAGGUCGAUUUCAAGUACAAAUUUUCCGAUAAAUCUCAAAAUGUUGUUAAGUUCAAGGCAAAAAUCGAGGAAACAAUUCUAGCAGUCAAUGGGAAAGCCAAGAUGGAUUGGAGCAAUGGCAUAGUAGAGGCGACAGUUGCUUCUCCCUUCUUCAGCCCAGGGAGAGCGGAAUUUGAAUGGUCUACUGAGAAGACCCGCGUCACUUACUGGGCCAUGUUAGAGUACAAACAACAAGAAAUCAAAGCCAAGAUGGCCCUGGAACAAACGAGCAGAUUAGUGAAAUUGGACAUUUUUGUUUCAACUCCAUUUGAGGGAUGGAAGAACAUGAAAGUCCACAUAGGCUACUCUUGGUUACCCUCAGCAUUCACGUUUACAAGUGUAUUGACCAAGGAAGAAAUGCAGAUCUAUAACAUCAAAUCAUCAUUUUUGUUCAGUGAUGAGAAAGUGGCAUUUAGUAUCGAGGGAACUUUUGAACCUCUGAAAACUUCGGGAUUAUUGAUGUUUGAGUUUAGUAGCACUGAAAAUGCCUACGAAAUCAAAUUCCAAGAGCAGCUAAAUGAAUAUGAAGUUUUGGAAUUCCAUUUCGAAUUAGAUGAAUAUCAUUUGGAAAGCAGGCUAAAUUAUGGAACAUUGAAAAUACUUGAAAUGAGUUUUAAUUACUAUAAAGCAGAAGUGUUCUUUACAUGGGACAAAGGACAAUAUUUCAACAUCAAAGCCAAUCAUUCAAGUACAAAUGAUGGCCGUGAGUUUAACUUUUCAUUGAAAAUCUCGGAUAACCGACCAGUGACAGUACAGAUAACUUAUUCGUCAGCUGAUGGUCAAAAAGUAACUAUGAUUCUUGCUUUUGGUGACAGGAAAUACAAAUUGACUGGAAAACUUAAUGUUGAUAAUCGACAGUUACUUAUAUCUGUCAUAUUUGAAUCUUCUGAGGACGUAGAAAAUCCUGUUACCAUUGAGGCCAUGUUUGAUUUAUACGACUUUGCAAGAGGUAAAAUGAAAGCUGUGAAAGACCUAGCAAGGAUCAGCCUAGACUGGGGUGGCAAAAUGGAACUGUCUCUUUCAGGAAUGCGACAGAAAAAUGCAAUUAAGCUUACAAUGGACAUCACGACUCCAUAUGAGAUCCUACCAAAACUGAAUUUGAGCUUUGAAGUUGGCCAAAAGCGAAAACAAAAUUCUCUGGACGUAAAAUACCAGCUGUCCUGUGAAUGGUCGGAAAAGGUUGAACUCUCAGGUUCAUUGAAGUAUAAGAGUGACGACUUUUUAUUAAAGAAUGAGAUACAGACAACUUUCCCAGUAGUUGAAAAUCUUAAUUCUAAACUUUUGCUGAAGCCAAAGUACUUUGAGAUUGCUACAGAUCUGAAUGGAGAUGAAUGGAAGUUGUCCAUACGUGAGUACUCUUUCUCUUUACCAUUUUCACUAAAAGUGGACAUCAAGACCCCCCUAGAAGGUUACGAAAGUCUGUCUUUAACAAACUCCGUAAAACUCAAAAAUGGGGAACUCGAGGCUGAGAUCACAUUUAACUGGCCCGAAGAAAAACUCAUCACUUUGAAGAUCCAAGCAGAGAUGUGGAACUUGAAGGUCAAGCUGAAUACGCCAUGGACACCCCUGAGGGAAGUCAUUUUUAUUGCCUCUUUAAGGACUGAGAGUGAGGAAGUGUCAGCUAAGGUGACGCUCCAGUGGGAUGGCAGUAAGGUAGAAAUGACAUCUGAUGUGACUCCCAAGGAUGCUCGGAUUGUUGGAAAAUAUAAUAGUGGUGAAACUGAAGUAGCAUCCGUUAGAGUUGAAUACAUCAUCAAAGGCAGUAAUUUUGAGUUCGGGGUUGUUGUAGAGACCAUGUAUGAUGCCCUGAAGUUGUUUAGGACAAAUUUCCAGCUGGGGCCCCAGGGAAUCUCUCUUGAAGUACUGAUUAACGAGGUAAUGAGCCGUUUCAAGGGAAGUUACUCCGAGGGUGCAAUUAAAUUCAUCUUAGACAUUCCCUUCUUGUAUAAUUUCCAGUGGAACUUGGAGGCGAAGCAAGAUUGGACAAAACUAGACACAUAUUCAACCAUGACCUACCCAAAAGGUACCACACCAUAUAACAUUACCCUUAGUUAUGCCUUGCAAACAUCGUCACUUAUGGUAAUGUUUGAUGUUGCUGGAGAUGUAAAGAUUAUGUCUUUUGGUAUUGAUGUCUCAGAUAUUUGGAAGUUCUCCAUUGCGUACUUUGGUAGUCAGAUGGAGACAACCAUCAACCCAAAUGUUAAUGAUGUCAUGAACCUUAAAUUUGAAUCAACAGACUUAAGUUUAGAACAAGUAACUCUAGAUGUAAGUGUUGAUUAUGGCGAAUAUAUAAAUAUUUCAAGCAUUAUGACCACUGGUUUCAGAAACAUGAAUGUCUCUAGUCAUAUCAUGAACGUAGCUUACACCACUCAGGAAGAAAGUUUUGUCUUUGGUGCCGUCCUCACCAGUAGUUACAUUGAUGGCUCGUAUAAACUCGACACCAUUAUUCCCUUGAGGAAUAUUCUGGUUGAAAAAGGGAAAGCUGUUGUGUCUUUGUUUGUCGGAGAGCAGAAAUACAUAGUCUCAUAUGUGCAUGAUAACCUGGAUGACAUGACAUUCAGCAGAAGUUUGAGGAUUGAGUUUCCAGAUUGGACGGCAUAUUUCUCCACAAAUGUAACUGAUGAUUCCAUUACCAUCGUAUUCUCUUACCCAGAACCUUCCACUAAGCAUGAGCUAGUCAUUAUGUGGCCUGAACCUUCAGGUGCUGAGAACAUUCUGCUUGCGGCAGAACUCAAUUCACCCUACUUGGGUGAUGAUCCUGCUAAAUACGACCUGAAGUUUGUUGUUUUGGAUGAGCUGCAUUUUACAGUCGACUCUGAGUUUUCACACGGAACAAAGAAAAUUGAUAUUGAAGGAGAACUACAAUACAACGACGACUUGAGAGAAAUUACUUAUAACACAAAGAUUAGAUCAGAUUGGAUUGGCGACUAUGCAGUUGAUGUCAUUAUUCAGUGGUUAAAGAACAUUGCUUUGGAUGCUACUCUAAAAAUCCAUGGAGAGAGGCAUAACCUCAACCUCAUAAUUGACCCAGAUACUCAUGAGGCUUCUGCAAAAGCCAGUUCGUCAUGGAUCCCCUAUGAGAACGUGGAAUUCAUGGGCAGUCUUGGCAAGGAUUUGACGCCAUCGAACAUGAACGUUGAGGGUAAGCUUAGCCUCGGUGAUGGGGAGAUUCUUGUGGAGGGAAGAUUCCAGAAUAAUGGAAUGGAGAGUCUCAAAUCACAUGUAAAUAUUACACGCAAUAUGAAGGAAAUGUUCUCAGCAGAAUUAGACUUUGGAAAUGACGGACGUGAAGUUACUUUAUCAUUUAUUGUAACAAGCGUUGUUCCUGAAAUCAACACAUCAGUGAACGCAAAUUACGAAAACUAUGGAAGCAAGAACCUUCGCGUCGACGCUCGAGGCUUUCUAGCUUUAUAUAAUCAUUUGAUUGUAGAUAUUGACAUUGGAGAAACAUGGUAUGAUAACCUCCGAGUAUAUUUGUAUAUUAAGGAGCUGAUGUAUUUGAAUUAUAGUUUAUUAUUAGUCGAUCGUGACUUUUCUACUGUAUUUGAUUUUUCAUCAGGAAAGACUCUAAUACGGGUAACGGCUGAUUACAACAUUAGUGUUGAAAAUCACUUCACGAUGAAAAUUGAUAAUUCAGUGUUACCUUUAGAAAAUGUACAUUUCCGCAUGCCUUGGCCGGUGACGUUUGAAGAAACACAAAUUCAUAUUUCAUUUGUUUAUGAUGCAGAAUACGCCAUGUUCGACGUUUCUGCCGAUAAAGACUGGGAUUGUUUGGCCACUGUUAUCACGCCAUUCAGAGGCUAUGAGAAAUUUGUUUUCAAGUUCUUAUUCUCUACAGAUAAUACACCAGCCUUUGUGGCAAUGGUAGAAUAUCCAGGUGGGAAACUGGGUAUAGAAGCCGUGUAUAGAUCCCUCUAUGAUGCCAAGUUCGUCGUAUCCCUACCCCUGGAGAAGUAUGAUAUCAUAGCUUUCCAACUUAGUUUGGUAAAUGGAGAACACUGGAUAGCAGAAGCAAGGGUUGGUAAAGUUGGCUUCACAGUGUCUUUCCGGACCUUGUAUCAGUUUCCGUUUACUUGCUUUGAAAUUGUCUUGCGGCUGAAUGAGAUGAGUAUUCAAGGCUGCAUCACAGAGAGACAUAGUGCAAAAAGAUCUGGGGUGGAAAUACAUCUUGAUUUUGAAUCUAUAGAUGUUAUAAAUAUACAUACACUAGAUAUGAAGUUAGUCAGAGUUGUCAGUGAGAUGGAUAUAUUUAUUUUUAAAACUGACUUGGAAGAAUUAAUCAAAUUGCAGAUAGCUGAGGGAAAAGAAAAUAUAUUUGCUCUAACAACACCUAAAAGUUUACCAAUCUUUUUGGUGGUCAACUUGCAAAAUUCUGAAAAAGUCAACGAAUGCCGUGUGAAAGUGGGUAUGUAUGACCCAGUCGCAAACUUGGAAAAUUACGGAUUCCACGUUCGGCAAGAGUCCUUGGAGGGAGGCCACCAUUUCUCCCUUUCUGGCGAUGUUCCCGAAAAUAACUUCUAUGCCGAGGGUACCCUGUCCUUGAAUUACUACCACUUGAACGAGAGUUUGGUCUUUGAACUCAACAAGAACAGAAUUGGUUACAGAUCCACCUUCCAAGUUCAUCCUGGAAUUUUUAAGGACGAAUAUACAGGUGAUGUUGAGGUGAUGUUGCCUGCUCAGAUUGUACACUGGAACAUGUCUGCUAUUUGCGGCUCAAGCGAUGUUGCUCUACAGUCAAGAUUUACCUGGAAUGAACUUGCUGAAGAGGUUGAGGCUAUGAAUUUUAUGGUCAAUUACAACGACAAUACAAUAUUUGGACAAGGGGAGCAUCACAUGAAGGUUGUUUUCAUGCACCCAGAUAUCAAGGACAUUGUCUUCGAGGGCAAUGUUACCCAGUACGAGGACUUCACCGUUUCUGGAAUGGCUGAAUUCCUUGACGAAAACAUUCCAGAAAUGAAUAUCACUUUGGCCUUUGAUAUGCAUCCUGCCAUGGAUGAUGGAAAGCUCCACUUUACAGGCAACAUAUCUCAAUUGUCAUCUGGAUUUUUGGCUAUGAUUGAUACCAGAGUUUUGAACACACCCUCUGUGAGGCAGGGUGACUACUCGGUCAAAUACUGGAGCCUUACCAAGGAGUCCUGGGAAGAGCUGCGCUUGUCAACUGCUCUCAACACCACGGAAGAAGCAUAUGAUUUUGCAGUGGAUAUCUCUACGUCAGAUGAUGACUGGGGAUACGCAUAUAGAGGUGGCAUCUAUUCAUGGGAAGAGUCCGGCGCAUUUUUGCUGGGUGGGAGUUCGAAGAAAUAUCAGGACUUCUGGGAGAUCGAAUCGAGGAUCAACAAGUACAUGCCAGAAUUCAAUUUGCAACUGGGUGUCGGCCAAGGGAAGCACGAGCCCUACGAACAACGAAGGCUGCGGUUAGGCCUACACAACCCGCUCGAGAUGGGAGCUGUUUUAGACCACAGGAAGUUCGGGGAGUGGCGGCAAGAUGGCAUCAUUGGACUGCGACUGAAGGCGCAACACAUUCUCCAAUUUGUGCUAGAGUACGACCCGUCUCUGGACUCCAUGGACGACUAUUUCCUGAAGAACUUAAUUUCUCCAGCGGACCGAAUCUCCGGGAUGUGGUGGCGUGACCUGAGCGCGACCCCGCAGGCGGUUCAGGACUGGGUUCUGGCCGAGGGUCCGACGGCCAUUGAAGUUCUUGUUAACAAGCCCAUACUCUUUAAAUUGCUGGAGAAAGAAGGAGAGAAGCUAAUGAUGUUGAUAAGUGAUGUUGACGCCACUUUCGCCGAUAUCAGUCUCCAAGCAGCGACAAUCUGGACAUCGGUUAUUGAACCAUCACUUGACAUCACUUACAGCUACGGAAGCGCCAUAUACGCUCAGACAUCCGAGGCUCUCAGUGGCUUCUUCGAGAUACUGACACAGCAAGUAGGCGACUACGCCAGUCAGCUGACGAUGCUGGCGAUGGACGAGUGGGCGAAGGUGGAGGAAGGCUUCUGGAUUAUCUACAACCAGUGCGCGGCUUUGGGGGCGAGAGCUAACGACACAAUUGCUAGAGGUAUUCACGGCCGUCAGCGAUGCGAUGGUCACCGGUUGGACGACCUGCCUUGAGGUCACACAGGCUGUCCUCUCGUCGGUGCAGGCUGUGAGCGAACCCGUCUUCAUGGUCCUCUUUGAAACGUUCGCGAAAUACAUCGAAGACUUGGGCGCAGUUUUGGGCGGACAGUGCGGACAGGAGCUCAGUUCGAGAUUCGCGGAGAUGGUGGCAUCACUGGAGCAA